AUGAAGUGGGACGUAUCACUGGAAGGAAAACAGAGGAAGCUACAUUUCGUGAACAAGCUAUGGACUGAUCCUUACGACUCAAGGCACGUGCAAGAGAGUGCAGAGAUAGUUGCCAAGCUUGUUGGGUUCUGUGAAAGUGAGCUCCAGGUUUCGAAGGUCGUUUACAAGAGGAGUUGUAACUUCGAUCAAAACAUGGGAGACGAUUCUCAAGCACGUGAUAAAGGUCUUGAGAUGAAGAAGGACAUACGAUGUCCGAUGUUAACAUCGACCAACUACACCGUAUGGUCGAUGCGAAUGAAAGUUAUGCUUCGUUUAUACGAAGUUUGGGAUACGAUUGAUCCAGGGAGCGAUGAUGCAAAGAAGAACAAUAUGGCGAUUGCUCUAAUCUUUCAAUCAGUCCCGGAAGCGUUAAUACUUCAGAUCGGAGAACAUGAUACAUCGAAGAAGAUUUGGGAAGCUAUCAAAUCCCGUAACCUAGGUGCUGAUCGCGUGAGAGAAGCAAGGUUACAAACUUUGAUGUCUGAGUUCGACAAACUGAAGAUGUCAGACACAGACACAGUGGAUGACUACGCAGGAAAACUUUCAGGCUUAGCAUCGAGAGCAGCCGCGUUAGGAGAGAUAAUGGAAGCAUCAAAGCUGGCUUUCGAAGAACGCAUCAAAGAAGAAACCCAAGAUGAAGGUCAAUCGAAGCUCAUGUUUGGAAAGAAUGAUAUGCAAGAAAACGGUGUAACUAGACAUCUCAAUGCAUCGUAUACACUAUCAACAAACGUGGACGAAGAACCAGGAUCAUUCAAGCUUUCUCAUAUUGAUGUUACAGAAGAAGGAGAUGGUGAUGAGCAUCAAGAUCACCAACACCAGCAAGUAGCAGAGAACAACGAUGUAAACCAAGACCAACAUGUAACAUCAAGAUAUGGCCAUAACAUCAGAAAACCAAAGCGGUUCGAUGAUUACAUCCUACUUGCUGAAGUUGAAGGUGGCAGGCCCUUGCUGGACAUCGAUGGUGAACCAGAAAGUUACAUCAAAGCUGCAGUGAUACAAGCUUGGAUCAAUGCAAUGAAGGCAGAGAUCGAAUCUAUCAUCAAAAACAAGACCAGGAAGCUCGUCAAGAAGCCGACAGGUGUGAAAUCGAUAGGUUUGAAGUGGAUUUAUAAGAUCAAGAGGAAUGCAGAUGAAACGGUGAUCAAAUACAAAGCAAGGCUAGUCGCAAAAGGCUAUGUGCAACAACAAGGCAUAGACUUCGACGAAGUGUUUGCACAGUUGCUCUAA
Molecule: messenger RNA, 1266 nt
Organism: Brassica napus (rape)
Lineage: Eukaryota; Viridiplantae; Streptophyta; Magnoliopsida; Brassicales; Brassicaceae
Exons: 4
Coding region: 1-1266 (421 amino acids)
Source: RefSeq, a predicted model, not a curated record